AUGAAGAUAGUAAUUCAACGAGUCACCCAGUCUUCUGUUUCCGUUGCAGGUAGUUUAGUUAGCUCUAUCGGCAAAGGAUUGUGUGUGCUAGUUGGAAUUCACACUGAUGAUACUGACGAUGAUAUUCAGUAUACUGUUAGGAAAAUAUUGAACACCCGAAUAUUUGAUGGAGAAACAAAACGUUGGGAUAAAUCUGUGAAGGAUUUGAAUCUGGAGGUCUUAUGUGUAAGUCAGUUCACACUAUAUGGAAUUUUGAAGGGCAACAAAUUGGAUUUUCACAAUUCUAUGGGACCCAAGGAAGCAUGUGAGUUCUAUGGAAAGUUCAUAAGCCAACUUCGUUCUCAAUACAACACAGAUCUUGUUAAAGAUGGAGUUUUCGCGGCCAUGAUGGAAGUUCAGAUAAGCAACGAUGGGCCCGUUACAGUUGUUAUAGAUAGCAAAGAUAAAUAG
Molecule: messenger RNA, 450 nt
Organism: Auanema sp. JU1783
Lineage: Eukaryota; Metazoa; Nematoda; Chromadorea; Rhabditida; Rhabditidae
Source: the annotation of a GenBank genome assembly